AUGGCCGGGGCAGUCCGCCAACCCAUCGACGUCGGCUCACUCGAGCGCUACAUCGGGGCCCACGUGCCCGCGAUCAAAGUCCCCGUUGACGUCAAGCAGUUUGGCUACGGCCAGUCCAACCCCACGUACCAGCUGACGGACCAAGGUGGCCGCCGCUACGUCUUGCGCAAGAAGCCGCCGGGGCGUCUGCUCUCUAAGACGGCGCACAAGGUCGACCGCGAGUACCGCAUCAUCCACGCGCUAGCCGGCACCGAUGUCCCUGUGCCUAAGACGUAUUGCCUGUGUGAGGAUGACGCCGUCAUUGGCACCGCAUUCUACAUCAUGGAGUUCCUAGAUGGCAGGAUAUUCGAGGACCCCGCCCUGCCGGGCGUCUCGCCCGAGGAGCGCUCCGCUUUGUGGCAUGAUGCUAUUCGUACACUGGCAAAGUUUCACAGUGUCGAGCCCGCUUCCGUGAAUAUGCAGUCCUUCGGCAAACCUGCCGGAUUCUACAACCGCCAGUUGGCUACCUUUCAGACUAUCUCGGAUGCGCAGGCCAAGACUGUCGAUGUCGAGACUAAGCAGGCCGUCGGCAAGAUUCCGCAUUACGACGAUAUCGUGGCGUUCUUCAAGGACCCUGCUACGCAGCCCAAAGAUCGGAGCGGGUUCGUGCAUGGCGACUACAAGAUUGACAAUGUAGUUUUUCACAAGACGGAGCCUAGGGUUAUUGGGAUCUUGGAUUGGGAGAUGUCCACGAUAGGCCAUCCUCUCUCCGACCUCGCCAAUCUUCUCACCCCCUACGUCACUGCGAAAUCAGGAAUAGUUCUGGGCAGCAACCGCUCAAGCAAGGCAUUUCGGCCCGGUGAGACGCCAGGGCUGCCGACGCAGGCACAGCUCGUAUCGUGGUAUUGGGAGGCCGCAGGCUGGAAUCCAGCUCCCGAUCUUACGUGGGGCGAAGCAUUUGGCAUCUAUCGCAAUGCCAUCAUCAUGCAGGGCAUCGCGGCGCGGUACGCGUUAAGACAAGCCAGCAGUGCAAAUGCAAAGCAUUACGCGGUGCAGAUGCCGCUCAUGGGUGAACUGGCGUGGAGUUUGGUGGAGGAGGUGAAGAAGAAGCAUCAAAAGGCCAAACUAUAG
Aplosporella prunicola CBS 121167 is the source of this 1110-nucleotide messenger RNA. RefSeq lists its product as uncharacterized. The transcript has 4 exons. The coding region runs from base 1 to 1110 and encodes 369 amino acids. NCBI's taxonomy places the organism in Eukaryota, Fungi, Ascomycota, Dothideomycetes, Botryosphaeriales, Aplosporellaceae. The record is from RefSeq and is a predicted model, not a curated record.